AUGGCCGUUAUAUUAGACAAGCUGAAGGCCAUUCCAGACUACCUAUUCGGACCCGACGAUCCGAUUGAUGAUACCGUCAACGAUAACAAAGUGGACACCUCGUUGACGGUUGACAAAGAGGAAGAACACGAGAACGUCGAAAAGAGGCGGGAGCGUGCUGCCACUCAGUGCUCUGACCGUGCCCAGGACUCCUCUGUUGACUCCACGUCUCGGUCACCUAGCGUCGUCAGCGCAGACUGGAACCUUGUUGACCUUAGUGGUGAGAGCCUCUUCAAGCUCAUAGUAGACCGACACCCUCUAGCGUUGAUGAACCAGUCGCUGAAUGACGUGGAUUCGAAAGGGGUGACGAAAGCGGUCCCAUCCAGUGGGCCAUGGUCCUUGCUACCCAGUGCUGAUGAAUUGAAUAUGCUAAGCCAGUGGGAGAAGGUGGUGGCAGGCCGACCCUUGGAAGAAUUAGUGAGGAAUCUCCCGAGCCCAGAUUCGGUCUGCAAACUGACUUAUCCGAAGGCUCUGGCAAUGCUCGACAAUGAGGCCUCACUGGACUCUAAGAUUAAGCAUCAGAUUGAGAUGGACCUGCCCAGGACGGCAGACGACGAGACGGUAUAUCUAGUGCUGGCAGCAUUCGUUGAGGGUAUCAAUAAGGACUACUAUGAUAAGAAGAACCUCAGAGGGUUCUUGAGAGAUAUCACCAGACUGGAUGAACUGCUGGGAGAGCAUUUCCCUGAUGUGAAGCAGCUUCUGGAUAGGCUCGAGAUUUCCAGACUUUGGUUGUGUGCGGAGCCUAUGCUGUGCUUAUGGUCGAAGUCGUUGUCGAUGCCUCCGGCUAGACUGUGGGAUAUCUUCCUUCUUGAUGGUAAUGAUGCAGUACUAGCAGCAAUGCUAGCAUCGAUAUCUCUUGCGUACCCCAAGAUGGAGGGCUGCCUCAUACAGGAGAAGCCUCCUAUAGGGCAGCAAAAUAGUAAGGUGGACACACCGGAGAGAGAGAAGGUCAAGGCAUUGCCUAUGGAGGUUCAUCAGGAGAUGGUGGUGACAACUUUCAAGAGCACUUUGCGUGAUAUGGAUGUGGAGGAUUUGGCAAGAGAGACAGUGAAGUGGAUACAGGCUUGUCGAGAAUCUCGACACAAGGCCAGAGAGGCUCAGCACAAGGCCGCAGCAGAGAAGAAGUGGUUGAUCAUGGCUGGAUACGGAUUUGGUCCGGUCGGUUUCGCCUGGCAAAGUGCCGAAUUGGCGAAUAGCAAGGAAGAGCUCCGCGCGGCGUAUGCUGAUAUGGAAACCAUGCGAAAUGAUAUUGCAUAUCUCCAGGAGGAUCUGGACAGGAAGCUGGCACUUGAGAAGAAACUGUUGACAGAAAGGGAUGGAUCCAAACAGAAGGAGGAGGAGCUGAUGAAACUUGUGAGGAAAAUGUACGGUACGGAUCCCGCUGAGGCAUAUGUUGCGUUGUUGAACACGAAUGAGGAGAUGCAGAAUGAGAUGGAUGCUGUCAUUGAAGAACGCGACGAUCUCUGUCAAGAAGUCGAGAAGCUCCAGAAGCAGGUGGAUGAUUUUCAGGAGCAGUCCAGCCUGCCGACUCCUGGUGGAGAUGAAGAGCUGCUGAUUCCUGACUCUGAGGAGGAAAAACAGAAGCUUGAGGAGCUGUCGCGAAAAGUGGAGCGACUGCAGACGGAGAACGCCGAGUUGAGGCGAAAAGUUGAAGAUUGUGAAGCAAGAGAUGAUGGAGGCUCUCCGGAGGCAUCACGUGGAGUUAUCCAAGCCUUGGCUCAGGAGAAUGUAGAGUUGAAACGGCAGUUGAGGAGUCGGGAGGUGGAGUUGUCUGGACUGAGGGCUGAUCUUCAGGAGCAUCAGAAUGGUAGUGCUGGAGAGGAUUCUACCAAGGCAACCGAUCGACUUCGACAAGAAUUGAAGGAACUCCAACAACAACACGAUGAGCUAUGGACGCAUCUGAAUAAAGCGUUGGAGGACAAGUGGGAUACUGAGGAGGAACUGCGGGCCCUCAGGAACCAGGUGUUUCAGAAGUUCACUACAGUCGCAGUUGACCCGCAAGAAGCUGGCCAGGACUCAGCAGAUCCGCGGCAAGUUGAGGAGACUAUUGCCGAGCCGCUGUCAGAGAGUAUAGUGGGGAAAAAUGAUAAGAAGAUUGUUGAGGCACCUUCGACCGCUACUUCUAGCCCGGUGACACAGGCCUGUCAUGAGGGCACUCUCGCAGCGAGGGACAUGGGCAGUUCAGUAUCGGGUGAGCUGUGA
Molecule: messenger RNA, 2241 nt
Organism: Perkinsus marinus ATCC 50983
Lineage: Eukaryota; Perkinsozoa; Perkinsida; Perkinsidae
Exons: 21
Coding region: 1-2241 (746 amino acids)
Source: RefSeq, a predicted model, not a curated record